AUGUACGCUGACAUGGUUUUGGGGUUGAUCAGUAACAACGCUCAUGCGAACCAGAAUCUUACGAAAUUUGCGGUGACCGUUCCGGAUACUAGAGCACAGAUUCAGACUUACCUUUCCGAUCUAGAAGCAUCAAAGGUCAAUCAUGGUACGAAGGAAGUUCUGUACAUAAUGUGGGUCGGCAUCAACCCAGUAGACGCGAUCUGGACAGAUGCCGUUGACCCUGAUACCAAUGGUGGCAAAGGAGCACAACAUUUCACCGACUCAUUAUACGUGAACGCUACCGCAAGAGUACAAAGACAACUUCAAGAAGUUCAAUAUCAAAUACAACAUUUGCGCGACAAUCAUAACGUGAAAAAGUUGAGUCCAACUGCCUGCUCAUAA
Melampsora larici-populina 98AG31 is the source of this 381-nucleotide messenger RNA. RefSeq lists its product as uncharacterized. The record is from RefSeq and is a predicted model, not a curated record. NCBI's taxonomy places the organism in Eukaryota, Fungi, Basidiomycota, Pucciniomycetes, Pucciniales, Melampsoraceae. The coding region runs from base 1 to 381 and encodes 126 amino acids. The transcript has a single exon.